AUGGGCGGUGGUUAUCCAAUUCCCGUUGAAUCACUAGGAUCAACAAACCAUUUAAACCUUCCUGAUUCAAACCCUCUAACUUCAAACCCACCUCCGGUGUCAACCCCACCUUCGGUUUUAACCCCACCUUCGGUUUCAACCCCACCUCCAUUGGCAAACCCUGAAUAUGAUGAUCCAUUUGGUUGGACGGAUGAAGAGUUGAAUUGGGCGUAUGACUAUACCUUCGCUCAACUACAAUUUGGUGGACUACAAAUUGAGGGGUGCCAUCGUCCGGUGCCAAACACUCCUAUACUUCCUAUGCAUCCUCCACCUUCAAACCCCCCUUAUGUGGAAAACUACAGUCAAACACAAGAACUACCGACCUGGGCUGAAGGGUACGAAACUGACCCUGGGGCGGUUUACGAACCACCAUUGGAUGAAAAAAUGGAUAUGUCUGAUCAUUUUUCCGUUGAAGAAUUUUCAUCAUUGACAAUUGAUAGAGCAUGGUAUAAUAUAAUCUUUGUUAAGGUGGAGUUUAUUUGGCAUGACGUCGAUGGAAAGAGAUUAGUGGUUAUAUUUCUUGAUCAACACAGACAAAAAAUUGUUGCGUUCGUCCCACAAAAUUUGAUACACAAAUAUAAUGACGCGUCAUUGAUGGGUGGUUUUUUUUCGUUGAAUCAUUUCCAAAUUGAGAAUCUCAACUAUCUUGAGUGCCCAAAGUACCAGAAUUACGUGUUAGUUUGGUCCGAGAAGAAAAUUGUCAUCAACGAAUAUACAAAGCUUUCUUCACUUACGCUUACGAUUCCAAGGGGUGCUUCUUUAUAUCCAUUGGUCCCUUCCAUUAUAGAAUUGAAGCAUGACAGGAGACCUCAAAUGGAUAUUGUUGAUGUGGUUGGGAGAAUAAUAGAAGGCAAACGUGAUCGAUGUUGUUUUGAACUUUCUCUUCAAGAUAAGACUGGUCACACAAUACAAUUGUUUUUGUCUGCCCUGAAGCCUUCCGAUGUUAUACGUUCCAUUCGAGCCGUGCAACAAAGGUCCAUCAUAUAUGUAUCACGUCUCAAGUUGGUUCAUCUACCAGAUAGUAUGUUAUGCUUUACACAUGAACAUUCUAAUAAUUAGUUAGAUCUAAUGGCUCAUGUAGUUUAAUAAAAGUUAUAUUUUAUUUGUUAUUUCAGUUAAUAUUUUGAAGUCUACGGAGUUGAGUACGAUUACGUACGAACCGGAUAUGGUCGAGGCACGGGAUAUGUAAAUUAUGGAUCGUUAUCCAAUUUGUGUUUAAGUUAGAAACAUUUGGUGUUGUUAUUUGUUUAGUUGUUGAAUAUUAAAGUCUCUCUUGGUGUUUCGUGUUUUGCUUUUUGUUUCCC
Molecule: messenger RNA, 1343 nt
Organism: Helianthus annuus (common sunflower)
Lineage: Eukaryota; Viridiplantae; Streptophyta; Magnoliopsida; Asterales; Asteraceae
Exons: 5
Coding region: 1-1098 (365 amino acids)
Source: RefSeq, a predicted model, not a curated record